Messenger RNA from Meleagris gallopavo (turkey), 3445 nucleotides. The record is from RefSeq and is a predicted model, not a curated record. NCBI's taxonomy places the organism in Eukaryota, Metazoa, Chordata, Aves, Galliformes, Phasianidae.
CCCCCCCUUUCUGCCCUCCCCAGGCCAUGGAGAGCAAGCUGCUGAUCGGCGGCAGGACCAUCGUGGACCACACCAAUGAGCAGCAGAAGAUGCUGGAGCUGAAGCGGCAAGAGAUAGCUGAGCAGAAACGCCGUGAGAGGGAGAUGCAGCAGGAGAUGCUGCUGAGGGAUGAGGAGACCAUGGAGCUGCGGGAGACCUACACAUCCCUGCAACAGGAGGUGGAGAUCAAGACCAAGAAACUGAAGAAGCUGUACGCCAAGCUGCAGGCUGUGAAGGCGGAGAUCCAGGACCAGCACGACGAGUACAUCCGCGUGCGGCAGGACCUGGAGGAGGCACAGAACGAGCAGACACGGGAGCUGAAGCUCAAGUAUCUGAUCAUCGAGAACUUCAUCCCACCAGAGGAGAAGAACAAGAUCAUGAACCGCCUCUACUUCGACUGUGAGGAGGACCAGUGGAAGUUCCAGCCACUGGUGCCGGCUGGCGGAAACAGCAACCAAAUGAAGAAGAGGCCAACCUCUGCAGUGGGCUAUAAGAGACCCAUCAGCCAGUACGCCCGCGUGGCCAUGGCCAUGGGAUCGCAUCCGCGGUAUCGGGCUGAGAACAUCAUGUUCCUGGAACUGGACCUUUCCCCUCCGGCAGUAUUUGAGUUUGAGCGGAGCCGGGACCCGGCCGAGCAGGACCCACGGGCUCUGCACCUGGAGAGGCUGAUGCACCUGGACAGCAUCCUGGAGCGGCCGGCAGCCUCCCGGGUGAGGAAGUCCCGCUCCUGGUGCCAGACACCGCGGUCGCUGCCAUCCUCCACCACGCACGCAUCCCUCGCUGCCAGCUCCCCACGCACCUCUACGACACCGGCACAGGAGUGAUGGCCCCAGGACCCCCAAGCCCAGGACCCCCGACCCCAGGACCCCUAACCCCAGGACCUUCUGAUCCCAGGACUGAGGCCACCUCUGCCCCAGGGCUGAGCAGUGUCCUCAGCAGCAGCAUCCCACCGCCUUCAGCUACUUAUGUGCACUGUAUGUGUGUGAGAUGCUCCCAGCGGCUCCGAGACCAUGAGAGCUGUCCUCUUCAUCCUCCUUCCCCAACACACCCCUCCCAAGUCUGGAUCUGUCACUUUAUUUAUUUAAUGUAUUUAUUUAUGGAGUGGUUGGCGAGCAGCUGGAAUGUGCUCUCGCAGGACACCGAGCUGGGUCAGCUCCGGUGCUUUGAGCCCCCCUGGACCCCAUUGACUUUGACACAAGAUGAGGUGGCUCCAGACACUCCUUGCUGUGUUCACUGGAUCUCAAGUUUGCCAUAUAAUUCGUGCUUGUGGCAAAUCCUACAAGACUUCAGAGACUUCUCAAUGGCAGACCCUUGUGCUGAGCUUGUCCAAGACCACAAGGAACACUCUGGACUGCGUCGGCAUUGGUGGCAGUGAUGUUUCACUGAUGCCUGGGCACGGCUGUUGCUCCAAAAGUGCCAGCUCUGUGCACCAAGUGGGCUGACAGAUUCACCAACCAAGUCAGCCCAGCGCAGCUCUCCUCUGGAUAGAGGUCACUUGGGGUCUGGAGGACAUUUGGUGAUUUUAUGGGUUGCGGAGGGAGAACUAAUGAAUGUGAAACGGGUAAUGGAUAGGAGAGGGGUGAGCAGUGAGGCUCCUCUGUCUGGCACAGAGCAAUUUGUAACCUAUCAAAAGCAGCAUCUGCAGUUGCUAGGAGAUUGAGUUGUGCUACAGCAUCCUGAUGAAUGAGGGAGCAGCCUCCUGGUCCAGGAGGGAAGACAUGGGUCUGCAAAGGGAAGAGUGCUGGAGCUAAUCUCUGGGUGGGCAAACUAAGAGAUUACAGGUGGGGGCAGUGUUUUCUGCAUGCAGGACCUCAUCUAAUUCCCAGGGAGGGUGGGAGGGGAACUUGCACUGAUGUGAGGGAAGCACUGAGGGCAGCUGCUUUGGACCAAGUGCCACCUAACGAGGCCAGGCUGGGGUGUGCUCCUCUCCUGAUCCAUCUCCUAUUCUACUGAGGUCUUCUUCCUUUGUCCUGUGCUGCCCUGCUAUGUGUUUUCUGAUCUUCUGCUGCCAUCAUCCCUUCCCUGCUUAUAUCCCAUAGCUGAAGUUUCAUCCCCCAACCCAGAAUGCAGCAGCUAAGUUGAGGGGCUGUGGGUUGCUGCUAGUACUUGUUGUGUUCCAUCUGAGUGGCCAGCUGGGCUCUUGCAGAAGUUUGCUGUUAGGAGAACCGUGGGAUACCAUCUGGGGCAGAGUGGUAAAAUGUCUCAUGAGCUUGCCCUUAAAUCCUGGCAUAUGUGGAUAUUAACUCAAUAGUGAAGGCUGCCAUUUAGGUAGGUGAAGAAAUUCCAGGGAAGGACAGUCAAGCAUUCAGCACUGUCCUUCUGCCCAACCUUCUGCCUAUCCUUUUGCCUAUCUUUCUGCCCAGCCUUCUGUCCAACCUGCUUCCCAUCCCUGUCCAUCAUUCUGCCCAUCCUUCUGCCCAUCCUUCCCCACUCGGUGAGCAGGGCACACAAGGGAGCAGGUUUAUGAAGAUGGGUCUCCUCCAUGGCUGGUGGCGAGUUCCUUCUGCCUCAGACACAUUCGUAGUUGGGUUGUGUCCCUGGAAUUGUGAAACAAGUGGAUGGGAGAUCCAACUCCUUUCUUCUUUUUCAGGAUGGCCCCUGGGAUUGAAGAUCAGAAAGUAAAGAUCUAAGAAAGGGGAGAAGCUGUCUGCAUGGCAUGGUGGCACAGUGGGGAUGGGUUGGUGAUUGGACUAGAUGAUCAUAGCGGUCUUUUUCAACCUUAAUGAUUCUGUCAUUCUAUGGCAGCCUGCAGGAGGAUUUUCUCCCUUCCUCUUCAUUUUCCAAUUGCCCCAAGUUCCUUGACAGCCAGGCCAGCAGCUCACUGAGUCCAGGGAUGGGGAACCAGAAGAGCUCAGGAGCCAUCUGUUCUUUUUCCACCAUAUUGAGCCCAAACCAAGCCCAUGGGAACCUGCUCACAUCUUGGGGAAUGCUCACCAGGGCCUCCCGUGGUUUUCCUCCAGAGGAUGCUGUGGAUUCCACCUGGAGACUUUCCAGUGGGCUGGUGGCUCUGGGCUGCCCUGCUCCAGCUUUGUCUUAUUCUGCCCACAUCCAAGCACUGCUUCGAUGCCUCCAUUGCAUGUGUAGGUCCAGAACCUCACUCUGUGUCUCCAUGCAUUGCUCCGACCUCAGCCUUCCAACACAAAGCCCCAGGGAGGGCUCGGAGAUGGGAAGGGGUGAGAGUGCCGUGGCACUUCCCCCACCCCGCAGCCUCACCACGUCGCUGCAGCAACCUCAGAUGUAUAUUUGUAAUGUUCUUUGUUCUUUGUAUGUUGGUGCGUGUGUAUUUACAUAUGAAUGUGUGUAGGUGUGUGUGGGUGUGCGCGCACGCGUGUGUGUAGCCAAGGGAUCUAUUUACCUUCAAUGUGAGUGACUGUACAGGGGGGGGUUGGUGGGCUUUUUUUUUUUU